Molecule: messenger RNA, 397 nt
Organism: Aspergillus japonicus CBS 114.51
Lineage: Eukaryota; Fungi; Ascomycota; Eurotiomycetes; Eurotiales; Aspergillaceae
Exons: 1
Coding region: 108-326 (72 amino acids)
Source: RefSeq, a predicted model, not a curated record
GGGGGGGGGGGGGGCGCGUUCUUCACAGUGGCCCAAUUGCCCACUUGUCAAAAUACUCAUACAUGCAUCCGCAAUUACGGUAGGUAGUAGAUCGGUUUUGAUUUCCGAUGGGAUGGGGGGAAGGGAGGGGGGUGGUUCCUUUCCUGUUUUCCCAAGCUAGACUAAGCCUCGAAGAAGAAUCGACCCCGAGACUUGGAGUUGGAACCUUUGAAGAGCUCCAACAAAGAAACGGGGCCCGCUUUCCCAACCCGCGACCAGGAACAGAGAGCGAGCACAAAAAAAAAAAAAGAAAAAAGAAAAAAGAAAAGGAUUUUGGAAAAGACUAGGCAGUCUAGCAGAAGGCCCUUUUCGGCGGAAGUGGAGUUUAUUACGAUCACGCCAUUUUCAAUCUAGUGAG